Messenger RNA from Penaeus indicus, 3199 nucleotides. RefSeq names its product proton-coupled zinc antiporter SLC30A9, mitochondrial-like (gene ZnT49B). The coding region runs from base 119 to 1819 and encodes 566 amino acids. The transcript is spliced from 13 exons. Gene Ontology annotation, molecular function: monoatomic cation transmembrane transporter activity. Gene Ontology annotation, cellular component: membrane; endoplasmic reticulum. Gene Ontology annotation, biological process: intracellular zinc ion homeostasis; zinc ion transport; transmembrane transport. The record is from RefSeq and is a predicted model, not a curated record. Lineage: Eukaryota; Metazoa; Arthropoda; Malacostraca; Decapoda; Penaeidae.
CGGCCAUAAAUCGAGGUCGCAGCAGAGAGAGAAUUAAAAGGCAGCGGUCGAAGCGAGACACAAUUUUCUCCCAAAAUCUCCCGAAUUACGGCCUGACGGAGGGAAUAAGGCAGCGCGGAUGCUCAGAUGCCUUCGUGAGAGCGGGAAGAUGUAUAGCAGAACAUUUAAUAUCCUGCACUUCAUUGUGAGAGACAAAGUUCAUCAUGGAAGCAAAAAGUUUGCUUGUUUUAUUGGUCCGGCUGCAAUCAGCGUUCAUCCCAAGAAGACAGAGUUGAGUUACAGCCGCUACCAGCAGGUGCGUCUUGUGCAGCUCUGCCGUCAGCUUGCAAACACGAGCCAGCCCCCAGGGUCCCCCCCUGACUCAAAGGGAGGGGGUGCGGCUGAGGCCCCCCCCACCCAGCCAGCUUCAGCUACAGCUCGCCUGAAAGAGGCAGUCAUCAAAGUAAUGCCUCGCAAGAAGGAGAAGUUUGACACCUCCCACCCCUCCACGGAGCGCAAUUUCAUCACGGCUGUGCGUGCAAUGGCUGAGUUCCUCCUAAAGCCCUCAGACUUGGAGAAUCUGCGCAAAACCAAGAGAAGAUCACCAUUUGAAAAUGAGCCACCCAUAACUGUCUAUUGGAGGAAGGAUGUUGAGGAAAAAGCAGUGCAAGUGUGGGGAAGCAUAGAAUCCUUAGAGAAAGAAAAAAUGAAGAGAGAGAAGGAAGUAAAGCAGUAUAAAGAGAACAUCUUCAAUGUGAAGAGGAUCAUGAAGGAAUAUCGCCGAGACCAGAGGAGCAUCCCCGAGCCCCUCACGCCUGGGGGCAACGGCAAGGAUAUUUCGGGCAAUGUGGUGUGGACAGCAGUUGCCAUCAACGGAGCCAACCUCGUGAUGAAGCUGGGUGCUUGGGCCUUCACAGGGUCGCACAGUCUCUUUGCCGAAGCCUUGCACUCCCUGGCUGACGUUACCAACCAGCUGAUUCUCGCGUAUGGUAUUCACAAGUCCAAGCAGCGGGCUGACGUGAUACACCCCUACGGCUACACAACCAUGCGGUAUGUGUCUUCCUUGAUCUCUGGUGCGAUGAUCUUCUGUGUUGGGGCCGGCCUCUCCUUCCAGCAUGGUAUAUCUGGACUCAUGGCGCCCUCUGAGGUGUUGCCCCUUUAUUGGGCUUUCUACAUCUUAGGAGGCUCGCUUAUUACGGAAGGAGGAACACUUCUCAUGGCCGCUCAUGCCAUCAGGAAAGGGGCUCAGCAGCAGCAGAUGUCCUUCACUGAGUAUGUCCUACGCAGCCAAGACCCAAGCGUAAACGUGGUGCUUUUGGAGGACAUGGCGGCGGUAAUUGGGGUCAGCGUAGCAAUGGCAUGCAUGGGCCUCACUUCAAUCACUGGCUCGCACAUCCCUGAUGCCAUUGGGUCGUGCCUGAUUGGGGGCAUCUUGGCCGGGGUUUCGGGAUUCAUAAUCUACACCAAUUCGGCCGCGUUGGUUGGGAAAUCCAUCCCCCAGUACCGGCUGGAGAAGAUCAACGACGAGCUGGAGCGGGACGUGCUGAUCCGUGCCAUCUAUGACGUCAAGGGCAUUGACAUGGGGACGGGGCUGGUGCGCUACAAGGCUGAGGUGGACUUUGACGGCAGGGAACUCACGCGGGGCUACCUCGACAAGCAAGACUUAGAUGCAAUCAUGAAGGAAAUACAGGCCAUAAAGACAGUCGAUGAGGUGGAGGCCUUCAUGUUAAAGCACGGCGAAAACAUCGUGGACAGUCUGGGAGCGGAAGUUGAUAGAAUAGAGAAAACACUCAAGAAAGCUCAUCCUGAGAUUCGUCACUGUGAUUUAGAAAUCCUGUAAGUAACAGUAGAUUUCAUCUGUGAUCUUCAGCUUUAAGUCUUUGUGCUUCGGUAAUACAGUGUAAAUUUUUCUUAGGAGCCCAAUGCAGCCACUACAUUUGGGUACUAUGCGUAUAGUUUGACAUUUUCCUGUCAGAAGGAGGAGGCAGCAUGUUAUUAUCUUGCAUCAGUCUGACAGCUGCGAAGUUCUGCAUCCAUGCCAGUAAUAUAGAUGUAUGAGUGUCUAUAUAUUCCAUUUUUGGUGUGUUAUUUCAAAGCCUCCCUUUUUCUUUUGUAUUCCCUGAAGAUGAAUUGUUACUAUUGGUAAUGUGUCUCAACAGAUGGGGAGAUUGUAUACAAUUUGUAUCAUAACUUGUAUAUGUAUUUAUAAGAUAAAGAAGUCAGCAGAACAUUGAUCACCUGUUUUUCUUUUCUCUGUUAUUCUUCAACAUUGUUAUUAGAAGCAGUAUUCUUAAUAUAUACUACAUUUUAAGCUUGAUCAUGUUAUCUAUAUAUAUAUGUUUUCUUUUGACCAAUUGUUCAUCAAGAAAAUUAUUGAUAGAUUCAUUAUAGUAAGUCUAGAAGUCUUGCAUAACAAUCUAUAGAGAACUGCAGCUCAACAAAGGCACUGUAAAGAAUACUCCUUAUACUGAAUGUUCAUUAAUGUAUGACACAAUACAUUCUUAUUUAAUUCAUAUACAUUUUUGUGGCCUUUGGUUGGAUGAGCUUGUUAGGUUUGAAUAAUAACUGAAUAUAAUAUGUUAACCAGGAGAGCGGUGACCAGGAGUGGAGAAAUAAGUAAAAAGGACUGUAAUAUUAAGUAAAAGUGAAGUGUAACAUUUUUGCACAGUGUAGGAAGUUGGAAAUGCAUGUUGAAAUUGUUCGAGUCCAGGAUUUUUUCUUUUCUUUUCUUUUCUUUUCUGCUCUUUUUUCCAUGUACUAGAAUAGUUUCAUGGAAAUUCAUUGAUGCUGAAAGACUGUAACAUGAAGGGUGACCUUUUCAUCAAUAGAUUGCUAAGUUGUCAUGCAGCAGAUUGUCACAAUAAAUGGUGCUAACAGUGAGAUCGAAAAACAGGACCAUUCCACAGUGAGUGGCAUGAAAAUAGCUUAAUGAAGAGAGAUGUGCGUUCUUUUUACUUUUUAUACUUGAAUAUUGCUUACACCAUAUUUUAUCAUUUCUGGUUUUGUAAAUGACGUUUCAUUAUUUAUUUCCCCGAUGCUGGGAACUGUUUAUUAUUUGUAUAAUGUGUGUACAGUGAAAAGACAUUGUGUUUGUAUGUGAAUGAAGAGAUUUGCUCGUAUUUAAUUAUUUAUAUUAUUUGUUUUGUAUGCCGCAUUCACUCCAGAGCUUGUUAUUGCUAAUCAUAUUGUUGUGUCUGCAGUAUAAAGAAAUCAAAAUUGA